UGCAAAACCAAAUCUCGUGCGAUUCAUUGUCUGCUCUACUUCACUGUACGCUCGGCACAAACUCUAAGCCGGUCGUCGGGCGCGUGUCUGCCUAGAUCCACACCAACUUAGAGACCUCUCCCUCCAAAAGGUAGCAGUUCCCCCGAGCAGCGACGGCGAGGUCAAAAUGAUAGCGCGGAGACUCCUGUCGUCUCGAGCGCUGCAGCCGAGUUGCUCCGCAGCGGUGCAACUUGAGCAUGGCCGCCGCGGCCGACUGGGUAUCCGACGGCCAGCGCCGCCGGCAACCACGCGAGGCUUCGGGUCGACGGCGGCCAAGGACGAGCCGAGAGAGACGAUGGAGUACGACGUGGCAAUGGUCGGGGCUGGACCCGCCGGACUAGCGGCGGCGAUCCGCCUGAAGCAGCUCUCCAAGGAGCGGGGUCUCGACCUCAGCGUGUGCGUUCUCGAGAAGGGGGAAGAGGUCGGGUCGCACAUCCUCUCAGGCAACGUCUUCGAGCCACGAGGUUUGGACGAGUUGAUCCCGGACUGGAAGGAAAAGGGGGCUCCGGUGGCGUCCCCUGUAACGGAAGACUCCUUUAGUCUGCUCACCGAGACGAAGGCUUUCAAGAUUCCCAACUUCUUGCUCCCCCCGCAGCUGAGCAAUCACGGGAACUACGUGGUGUCGCUCUCCCAGCUGGUGAGGUGGAUGGGACAGCAGGCGGAGGAGGAGGGAGUCGAGGUCUACCCCGGGUUCGCGGCUGCGGAGGUGCUCUACAACGACGAGGGCGGCGUGGUCGGCGUCGCCACGGGGGACGUCGGCAUCGCCAAGGACGGCAGCCGCAAGGGCACCUUCGAGCGUGGCAUUGAGAUACGGGCCAGGCAAACCCUCUUCGCGGAGGGAGCUCGGGGAUCUUGCUCGGAGGAAGUGAUGUCGAAGUUCGACCUCCGCCAAGGCAAGGACGAGCAGACCUACGGCCUCGGCCUGAAGGAAGUGUGGCGAGUUCCUAAGGACAAGUGCAAGCCUGGGCUCGUGCAGCACACGCUGGGGUGGCCGCUCCAGUCUGGGCCGAUGUCGAAGACCUACGGUGGAUCUUUCCUGUACCACCAGGACCCUGAUCUUAUUCUGGUCGGUCUCGUCGUGGGGCUGGACUACGAGAACCCGCACCUAAAUCCGUACAAGGAGUUCCAGCGGUACAAGCACCACCCCCGGGUGGCCGCGCAGCUCGAGGGCGGCGAGUGCAUCUCUUACGGGGCGAGGACGCUCAACGAGGGAGGGUACCACUCCCUGCCCAGGCUCACUUUUCCGGGGGGCGCGCUGCUGGGAUGCGCGGCGGGGUUCCUGAACGCCGUGAAGAUCAAGGGGGCGCACACGGCGAUCAAGUCUGGGAUGCUGGCUGCCGAGGCGGCUUUCGACCUGCUGCAGGAAAGCAAGUUGGAUCCCGUGUCGGAGAGCGGCGCCGUGGACUCGUCGGAAGGUGCUCUGGAGUCGGACUUCCAAAAGCGCAUGGACGAGUCGUGGGUCAUGAAGGAACUGAAGGAGGUGCGAAACUGCCACGCGUCGUUUGCGAAGGGCAUGCUGCCGGGCCUCGCGUACACAGGCCUAGCGGCGCACGUGCUGAAGGGGAGAGAGCCGUGGUCAUUCCGUAACGGCAAGAAGGACGCCGACACAACCCUUCCCGCGGACGAUCCGAGGUGCGCGCCGAUAGAGUACCCCAAGCCCGACGGGGUGUUGAGCUUCGACCUGCUGAGCAACCUGGCCCUGUCCGGGGUGAAGCACGAGCAUGAUCAGCCGGCGCACCUCCGGGUAAAGGCGGGGAUGGAAGAUGUCGCGUCAGAGGUAUCGUAUCCCAAGUACGCCGGCCCGGAGCAGAGGUUUUGCCCUGCGGCGGUGUACGAGUACAACGUGCCGGAGGGAGACGAAGGGGGAAAACCGGAACUGGUGAUCAACGCUCAAAAUUGCAUCCACUGCAAGUGCUGCUCGAUCAAGAUGCCGCAGGAGUACAUCGACUGGACGGUGCCAGAGGGAGGCGGAGGCCCGGGAUACACCGUCAUGUAGGGUCGGCCGCCUUCUCAAUCCUUGCUCGCUUUUCGGAUUGGCCGGACGGGAGGGGGGGGGGGUUGAAGCCAUCUUUUGGCACGCUGUGUUAGUACGAUGACUUGCACACCGUUCUUACGGGGAGUUGCAACGGCGUGCGGCACCAGCCACGGGGUGUUGCGAACCAGAAGGCUGAGAGGCCUGUCGAUUCCAGCUGGAAAGGAGCGAUGCGCCCUUGCGGGUACCGGCUGCUCAAUCCACAGUUUUGCGGGAGAGGUACGUCACAAGACUAUUUGCAAACAUGUGCAUGAUUCGCAAGUUGGGUUGCUUAGAUCAGAGAGGUUAGGAAAUAGUCUGCAGUAUGUGUGGCCUACUGCUACGUGUUUGGGUUUGUUAAUGUUUGUUUUGCAUAUUGAAGGCGCUAUUAGAACGAUUGGAUAGUGGAAAUUGUCGGCGCUACAUGAUACAGUAAGAAGAGCACAGCUAGCAUGACGUUGUCGCUGGAGAUAUGAUGCCCCCCUUAGUCUCACUGGGGGCUGGCGGUAGGGAGUCGAGUUCCCGGCACGACGACCUGGGUGGCCACAGUAGUGGUGUGUUAGCCUAAGAACCGCCGGGGCUCUUGUGACCGUGUCCGCCUCUUUGCCUGGAACUCUGCCGCACGCCACGCUUUUGUUUGCACAUUUGCCGUGCACCGCGGUGUGACUCCAUGACUGCAUAUCCAAUGCAGCAAUGCGCAACAUCUCGAGAGGGGCAAGGCCGUAGGGUACCGUGAAACUGCGAGCGAUACGUGACUGCUACAACUUUACGCGAUUGAAUACAGUCUACAUUAUGCCAAGGUACCCUGGUUCUCCAGCGUACUUCAGCGUACUCUGUCUCAUACAGCAGUACACUAUCAGCCAAACGACGGGAAUCUUUCGCUGAAUGGCCAAAACAGUUUUGACUUGCUGGCUCCCUGCCUCGCCCAUCGCGCGCACUGCCUGAUGACACACAAUAAGGACAACUCCAGCGCUACCGCUGGGUUCAGGGUCUAUAUCGGGCUCCACAGCAGCAGCAGCAUCAUAAGGCUUUAUUACACCACACUAAAUCUACAUGUAAUGUAGCCAGCAUACAGCAGCCACAAAAUGUGGCGUUCUGCAGCAGCGGAGGUGGCGGUGCUGCUGUGGCUCGUAAACUUUGUAGUCUACCACAGAGGUUACACUGCUGUCACCGCUCUAUCAGAGGUUAGUCUUCACUGCUGUGAGAUCGGUAGGCCCGAGCGAGCUUUGGAAAGAGAAAUAUAGAUAGAUGUUCUUAUCAACUGGCUCCCUGGUCAGGCUUUGAUGGGUGCUAGAUGAGAGUGAGCACAAGGGGCGAAGGCGCGCUUGUGUCUCAGCUCAACAACAAAAAAGCAGCAAACACUGCAGGUUCCGAAGGUCUCCGGGGUAUGGGCCCGAGUACCGGAAUUUCGGGGUUCGGAACAAUGAAACAACUAUGAUACANAUAGAUAGAUGUUCUUAUCAACUGGCUCCCUGGUCAGGCUUUGAUGGGUGCUAGAUGAGAGUGAGCACAAGGGGCGAAGGCGCGCUUGUGUCUCAGCUCAACAACAAAAAAGCAGCAAACACUGCAGGUUCCGAAGGUCUCCGGGGUAUGGGCCCGAGUACCGGAAUUUCGGGGUUCGGAACAAUGAAACAACUAUGAUACAGUCUCGCCUGCCAAAUUAUCUCCGCUACAACUCUGUGCUCGUGUUCUCUGCUAAGUACCAUAUCUUCUUUCUGUAUUAUGUCCACGGAAGGCUAGUUGCCGCAGUCGCACCUAUGGUAUCCGGUUGUAGACCUGCCGUUGUCUGGGUUGGCUACAAAUGACGAGUCAGCGAAGCACGAGAGUCUGAACUGCCCCUUCUUGUAUACGAUCGGCAGGUCCGGCGUUCCGCGUAGGUACCGUAGUAAGUGCCCGGCCGCAGCCAUGUGGACCUGUGCUGGGUUUGCGCAUGCCCGUGUCAGUUGGUGCACUGCGUAUGACAGAUCGUAGCGGGUGCAUUGGGCAAGGUACAGGAGACGCCCGGCGAUGGCCUUGAAUCUCUGCUUGUCCUCGGGUCCGAGUAGUUAGUCUUGUGGCUGCUCGGUUGAUAGUUCUGCUCCAUACCUGGGGGUGCUGACCGAGUUUGCCUGUUCCAUUCCGUAUCGCUGGUCCUUGCGAUGUCCUGGAUGGUGUCUUAGUCCGCGAGUUGUUAUGGCUGUCAUCUCCUCCAGCAGCAAAGUAGUCGUCGGAAUCCGUGCCCGCGUUGUUUUGGCGAAGUUAUGAUCGGUUGAUGUUGUCCUGCUGCAUGUU
Messenger RNA from Ectocarpus sp. CCAP 1310/34, 4321 nucleotides. NCBI's taxonomy places the organism in Eukaryota, Phaeophyceae, Ectocarpales, Ectocarpaceae. The record is from the annotation of a GenBank genome assembly.